GAGAUGGUUGGUCGGAUGCUCGGUUUACGGAUGUGUUCCUUUCUUUCUUUUUCUUCUGUUUUUCUUCUUUCUUCUUUCUUCUUUUUCUUUUCACCUUCUGAGUUUCCUCCCCCUCCAUAUCCACAUCAUUCUCUUUCUUUCCCGUUCUCGUGGCGGUCGUCGUCUUUUUCUUCGAGGUUCACUGUCUCGCAGUCUCCGCUUCACGCUUCAACGGAGUUGUGCGAAGGCUCAAGGGAACCCGAUUUAGAUCUGCCCUCUAGCGUUCGGUGUGGGUGGUGUGAGCGAAUGAGAAGCGACGCAGCGAUGGUUGGGUGCCGCGUAAUCCUCAGAAUUGCGUACUCCUACCCCGAAGGGGGAUAGGGCUUGGGUGGGGGUAGGGUUGUUACAUACGACCGGCGGCGGCGGUGGAGGAGGUGGUGGACGAGGAGAAGAAGGACGAGGACGAGGACGAGGAC
Molecule: messenger RNA, 455 nt
Organism: Tricharina praecox
Lineage: Eukaryota; Fungi; Ascomycota; Pezizomycetes; Pezizales; Pyronemataceae
Exons: 1
Coding region: 4-360 (118 amino acids)
Source: RefSeq, a predicted model, not a curated record